This is a messenger RNA of Drosophila persimilis, 749 nucleotides long. RefSeq lists its product as uncharacterized. NCBI's taxonomy places the organism in Eukaryota, Metazoa, Arthropoda, Insecta, Diptera, Drosophilidae. The transcript is spliced from 4 exons. The record is from RefSeq and is a predicted model, not a curated record. The coding region runs from base 66 to 602 and encodes 178 amino acids.
GGUUCUAUACGAGCGCAAACAACAAAUUUCAAGUGGAAAAGUUGCGCCUUUUUCAGGAGGACUAUAUGCUAAAUUCAAGUGAAAUGAAGAGAACGAAGGAGCACGUUAAGCGAUGCCGGGAGUACCAGCGCAGCUUGCGCGAACAAAUCGAUGAGCUGGACCACUUAAUGGACGACGACUUCUUUAAGAAUCCCAGGCGCUGUUGGGCCCUACUUCAGAAGGAGCAUCAGGAGCAAUACUCGCAAAACGCUGAGCCGGCAGUCCAGUCUAGGAAGCUGCUUCUACAUGAAGGUGGCCUAGAACCGAGCCAUGGGAGGAGCCAGAAGCUUAGUGGGACCAUUUGGCGACUGCUUCAUCCCGAUCGCCCUAGCAGAGAAAAUGGAAGUCGAGCCGCAUCUCCGGUAGUUAAGCUUCGCCCUGAACUGCCUGCUAAAGGGUCAGACCCCCUUUCGGCUCUUACGCCGCGUCCAUCGCCAUUUCAUCCAAAAUGCGACUGCGACUGCGACUGCGCCAACGCCCUUGAGAGCGAAGAUUGUGGAUCGGUGUUAGAGGUGUAUCCGCACCCUAAAAGGUCUUCUAGAAGGAAGAGGAUCGCUAUUUAACGUAGAAUCAGAGUCCAGUUCUCAUUCUGCUCUCCUUAUUAUGUUAUGUAUAAGUUAAUAAUAUGGCGGUAGGCUCUUUUGUCGUGGCUCAAACAAGGCACGGCCCAGGCCCAGGCUGACGCUUAUUAAAUGAUUGAAGCCUUUCUG